Molecule: messenger RNA, 1188 nt
Organism: Echinostoma caproni
Lineage: Eukaryota; Metazoa; Platyhelminthes; Trematoda; Plagiorchiida; Echinostomatidae
Source: the annotation of a GenBank genome assembly
AUGAAUUCUCAAGAAACCCAACUGAUCAGUCACAAAUCCGCCUCGGAAAGUUACGCAACCGAUUCCCAUGUUUCCACCGUCGUCAAUGGAACCGCUGGAGAGAUGCAUUCACCAGUUGACGACGCUGCGUUGAAUGGCAACGAUUCAGAUUGUGAUUCGGGGCAGCAAUGGACCCAGGUGAAUCGAUCCUCAAACGGUCGCAUGAGCAACCGUCGAAGAAUAAAGCAAGUGAACCAAAGGGACUCGUAUCAAACAAAUGGACAUCAGGGUUUCGUACCACGUGUUCGUUCAUUCCGCGGGACAAAAGAGCAUGGUUUCUCGUUUCGCGCUCCACCGACUGAUGUUGCAAAGAAUAGAUCCUCAUUUCACGAACAAAAUGCUUCCGGACCGCAUCAGAACCUAGCCAAGACCGAUAGAAAUUCGGUAGUGGGAACCAAGCUUUCGAUGAGUGUAUCUGUAGAUGUGAAUGGUUCGGGUACACACAGCCCCACAGGAUCAUCACCGUCACCAUCCGUUUCGUCGCCUGACCCUCACAACGGUGGCGAGUAUCGUGAUAAUCGAUGGUCUUACCGCCCCCAAGGUAGACCGAUGCGUGGUCGUCGUGCCUUCCAAAUGAUGCCGGAUACCAAUUACCAUGCGGAGAAUUCCGGAUCAAAUAAUCAACAAAAUUUACACAAUGAUCACAGUUCUACGAGGGGCUCAUUUUCCCGUCCUGUUCGUAGUCCCACAUCACCUGUGAAUUCAUACCACAGUGCCACUGAUGAACACUGGAGGCGACCGGUUGGCGGGGGUAAUUGGAGACGUCCAUAUAAUCCGCGCAAUACAGUUGCUUACAAUCGCUUUAAUGGACCGGCAUCCCAUCCGGUGCGGCAGUACAAUAAUCAGCCACGUUAUCGGGCUUCUGUUCCAUCAAACGUAUUUGCUAUCCCACCCCAACCUAUUAGUAGUCCUCCUCCCGAACCUCAGUCCGACGCCGAAUCUGCUGCAGCUGCCGGUCCGGCGUUAAGUAAACCGGAACCACCGGUGGCUACAGAGAAACGUACCUCAUGGGCUGCCGCCGUUGCAGCUUCCCCCCGCAUAGACUCCAACGGAAACUUGUCCCAAUCUUGCACCGAUCCAUCGCGUGCGGAACUCCUCGAGUUUUUAUUAAGUCAAUGGCGAUGCUUUUCAGCCGCGAACUCCAGUUGA